CAAAAACUUUAGCAGCUAGGAAGAAUUUUAUUACAGUUCACUACAGUAAAUGCCAUACGAUAUUACAGUAUUUUUUCACGUUGAUUAGAAGAGCAAACGAUGAACACGUCAAAAUGAGAUCAUAUAAGAAGUUGGCACGCAUGCAAAUGAACUCUUUUGGAUUUUUUUCACCCCAGUAUUUACCAUCAGUCACACUUUCUAUGGUUAAAAGUAAAAAAAACACGAGCUGACUAAAUUGAGUUUGUGUGUUUUCACAGGAGUUGACAACAGGUGGAGUGUCAUCCAUAUUCAACUCCUGCAGUUCAUUGCAUUGACUCUUCCGCAUAUAUUAGUCCAUGUGUUCCAAAGGUGAUCCAGAUGGGAGGAGAGAGGGAGCGGCUGUGUCUCAAAACACACUCAGCUGUCUACUUAGACAACAUUUACAUACACACAGCAUCUAAAGAUCAUUUACUUUUGUCGAAAUGAAGAAGAUUUCAUUCUAAAGAAUCUUGUCAAAUGUUCUAGGAUCUUAUAUUAUUUUGUAUAAAUUAAAGGCAGCUUACUAAGUUUCGGGACACAUUCCUGGAGUGUACGUGCCCCGCGCGCAUCUGUGCGUGUUAUAGAGCUCGAGCAGUGAUUCCUGCAUGUUACCCGCUUCAUAUUAGCCCAAAACCUGCUAAAGACAGUCUCGUGUAAAGCUCUGAGGACCAGGACACAUUGAGCACUGCAGAGCACACACAGAAGAGAAGAGGUUUCAUACCAGGCGGAAACAUCCUAUUUACCGUCAUCGAGUACUUUGAAGAGACCCCUCACAGUCGUUUCACUAUUAAAAGCCCAUCAUUUAAAGACGAUAUGGUGGACACACAGACGUUUUCCUGGCCUGUGGGAUUCGGUCUGAGUGCUUUGGAACUGGACGAGCUUGAUGAUAGUUCUCACUCGCUGGACAUGAAACCUUUGUCCACGCUCGACUACACCACCAUAUCCGGCGUGGAGUAUGAGCCGAGCCCGCCGCCGAGCGAGAUGCCCCACAUGAUGGACCUGACGCACAUGUACUACAGAACACAGGACAGCUACAGGGUGCAGGAGAGCAUCUACAGAGCUCAUGAGAACACCUACAGAGGCCACGACGGGAACUACAGAGCACAGGAGAACAGUUACCCUGCUGAAGAGAGCAACUACAGAUCACAAGAUGCCCAAAACACGAUCAAACUGGAACCCGAGUCUCCUCCUCAGUUUGCAGAGAGCAGCCUUUCCUUUUCCAAACCUCAUGAAGAUCUUUCCACUUCGGUUUUAAAUAUCGAGUGUCGUGUGUGUGGAGACAAAGCUUCUGGCUUUCAUUAUGGCGUUCACGCCUGUGAGGGAUGCAAGGGAUUCUUCCGUCGGACCAUACGGCUGAAGCUGAUCUACGACCACUGCGACCUGCACUGCCGCAUCCACAAGAAGAGUCGCAACAAAUGCCAGUACUGCCGCUUUCAGAAGUGCCUGAUGGUGGGCAUGUCACACAACGCCAUUCGUUUUGGUCGGAUGCCCCAAGCAGAGAAAGAAAAGCUUCUGGCUGAAUUCUCCACUGACGUGGAUCACAUGCACCCGGAGUCGGCCGAUCUCAGGGCCCUGGCCAAGCACCUCUAUGAGUCCUAUCUCAAGUACUUCCCUCUGACCAAAGCCAAAGCCAGGGCGAUUCUCUCUGGAAAGACCAGCGACAACGCCCCUUUCGUUAUUCACGACAUGAAGUCUUUGAUGGAAGGCGAGCAGAUCAUCAACUGCCGGCAGAUGCCGAUACAAGAGCACAGGAGAUCAGACAUGGGCAUCAUGCACGAGGUUGAGCUUCGCUUUUUCCACAGCUGUCAGUCUCGGUCGGCCGAAGCCAUCAGCGAAAUCACCGAAUUCGCCAAGAGCAUCCCGGGGUUCAUCAACCUGGACCUGAACGACCAAGUGACGCUCCUGAAGUAUGCCGUCAUCGAAGUUAUCAUCAUCAUGAUGUCACCCCUCAUGAACAAAGACGGCACGCUCGUCUCCUACGGCCAGAUCUUCAUGACCCGAGAGUUCCUCAAGAGCCUCCGCAAGCCCUUCUGUGAAAUGAUGGAGCCCAAGUUUGAGUUCUCUGUCAAGUUCAACAUGCUGGAGUUGGAUGACAGCGACAUGGCUCUGUUUCUAGCCGUCAUCGUCCUGAGCGGAGAUCGACCCGGGCUCUUGAACGUCAAGCCCAUUGAAGAUCUGCAGGAGACCGUUCUUCAUUCUCUGGAGCUUCAGCUGAAGACCAAUCAUCCCGACUCUCUUCAGCUCUUCGCCAAAGUCCUGCAGAAGAUGACGGAUCUACGGCAGCUGGUGGCCAAUCAUGUUCAGUUGGUUCAGCUGCUGAAUGAGACGGAGGUCGACUGGUGCUUACACCCCCUUCUGCAGGAGAUUAUAAGAGACUUGUACUAAUGUGUGGUUUCUGAUAGUCAUUUUGAGUUUUGGUUUACCGCUCUGAUGUGGGGGUGAUGUUUUUGCACUGUUUCAAACCUUUGUUGACGGAGAAACUAGAACAAAGCGCUGCUUGUUUGUCAGCGAGCGCUUUGUGAUUCGUUUCUGGCUUGUCGUUUGGUGCCCAUUGCAAGGACCCUACUAGAAUGGACAGUGUCACUGUGAAUAUGGGUGAAACAUGGCCCUUACAGAAAAAGCCAUGGGUAUAGAAGUGACACUCCAUUUUUUAUUAAUAAAAAAAAUAUUUUCUUUUUAAUACAACGGUUAAUUUGUAUCACUGUAAAAAAUGGAGUGCCACAUAUAUGUCCAACUUUUUUAUGUAAGACUGCAAUAAAAGUGACUCUUAAAAACCUUAAGUAUCUCGAUAUAUGCACCUGCUACUUAAUGUACCAAAGAGUUUGUGUUUGUCCCAUAUGAGAGGAACAAUACACCCGCAGCUUUAAUAUUUCUCACAGCUUUUCAUUUUGCUUUUAGCAAAUGAAACACUUUCUUAGAACUUUCUUAAAUUUGCUUCUUGCUUCAAUGAUGUGCCAUUUGCAUUUAUCAUGUUUGGACAUUUUGAUUGGAAUAUAACUGAUUUUCUCAGUCAGGAAGUAAAAGUUUAAAUCAUUCCAAAGCCUUAAUUGUUGACUUUAAUUGCCAAAAUGUAUGUAAAUAUAAAAACGGAUUUUACAAGGGAGCUUCUCUCUUGCGUUUGAACUCAAUUGUAUUUGAAUAUGUAAAUAAAUAUUUUCAAGCUAUAAUUAUUUUA
Triplophysa dalaica is the source of this 3193-nucleotide messenger RNA. RefSeq names its product peroxisome proliferator-activated receptor gamma (gene pparg). The transcript is spliced from 9 exons. Gene Ontology annotation, cellular component: nucleus. Gene Ontology annotation, molecular function: RNA polymerase II cis-regulatory region sequence-specific DNA binding; nuclear receptor activity; zinc ion binding. NCBI's taxonomy places the organism in Eukaryota, Metazoa, Chordata, Actinopteri, Cypriniformes, Nemacheilidae. The record is from RefSeq and is a predicted model, not a curated record. The coding region runs from base 832 to 2403 and encodes 523 amino acids. Gene Ontology annotation, biological process: regulation of lipid metabolic process; cell differentiation; negative regulation of transcription by RNA polymerase II.